Cricetulus griseus (Chinese hamster) is the source of this 753-nucleotide messenger RNA. Lineage: Eukaryota; Metazoa; Chordata; Mammalia; Rodentia; Cricetidae. The record is from RefSeq and is a predicted model, not a curated record.
GGUCGCCCGGUCGCCCCAGCAACCGAGCCCCGCUCUGUCCUAGCGCCCAUCUGCCUCCGAGGCUGCAGAGCUGGCGAGCCAGGGCGAAUCGCAGAGUCGUGACAGUCUGACCUACCCGUCCCCGUCAAGUGUUGAAGUCAUCUGAACAAAAUUGUAGACGUCCAGCAUCACCUUAAAAACAGAAAAAGACAAACAAACAAAAACCACCAAACAACCAGAAAACAGCACAGCAUCUUCAGAAGUAUAUAAGAUAAAGUUUAUAUUUCCAAAUGGCGACAAGUAUGAUGGUGACUGUACAAGAACACCUGCUGGGAGCUAUGAGAGAAACGGGACAGGCAUCCACACCACUCCUGAUGGGAUCAUAUACACAGGGAGCUGGAAAGAUGACAAGAUGAAUGGCUUUGGAAGACUUGAGCAUUUUUCAGGAGCUGUGUAUGAAGGACAAUUUAAGAACAACAUGUUUCAUGGACUGGGGACUUACACAUUCCCAACUGGGGCAAAGUACACCGGGAAUUUCAAUGAAAAUAGGGUAGAAGGUGAGGGAGAGUACACUGAUAUCCAAGGCCUGCAGUGGAGUGGGAGCUUCCACUUCACAGCUGCUCCUGGCCUCAGACUAAAGCUCUACAUGUAGACAUGCUGUGUUAAUGCCAAAGUGUGGCCACUGCAACUCCCCUGCAGGCAAAGCAACUAACCCUUCAACUGAAAUGGCCUGCAUCCCUCUGUAAGUUCACCAAUAAAACUGUCACUCACUUA